AUGGAUCCCGAACGGACACAACGAUUACACAAUCCUUUUUCUGAUACAAUAACUGAGGACGACGAAUCGCGAUCAAUUCCCUCUGAUUCUUCCAUAUCAAGCUUCGAGCAGGUUCGAAGUUUUUCUCCUGAACCAUUCGACCCUGUGGAUGAACCUGCCACCUCUCAGCCUAGAUGGUUCCCCAGAUUUCAUAUCCUACCGGUUUCCCUGAGUGAACCCCGUGAUGUGCUUCAAAGCGAAAGAACUCUUUUGUCGUUCGUGCGCUUUGCUACGUCGCUCAACUUCACUGCCAUAGGGAUGAUUUUGAAUUUCCGCCUCGACACCUCUAGCGGGGACGGAGAUAGUGGCUCGGGCCAUUUUGACGAUACUACCUUUAACAGUGUCGUUUCGUUUAUAUUAGUGGUUCUUGCCUUUGGGACUCUUAUAGUCAGUGGUUGGAACUACUUUCGCACAGUCAGAAAGUACUCGCAGAAGCGUAUACAUACUAGAUCAACAAACAAUAUGCUGAUGGUGGUUUGUGUGAGUGCAGCGGUUAUGACUCUUAUUGGGAUCAAUAUUUCUUUGGUUGUGGAGAGACUCACUCAAAGGAAAUAA
Molecule: messenger RNA, 594 nt
Organism: Clavispora lusitaniae ATCC 42720
Lineage: Eukaryota; Fungi; Ascomycota; Pichiomycetes; Serinales; Metschnikowiaceae
Source: RefSeq, a predicted model, not a curated record